CCCUACAUAUGUUACCAGAAUGGAGGGGGGGCGUUCCUCCUGCCCUACACCAUCAUGGCCAUUUUCGGGGGCAUUCCACUCUUUUACAUGGAGCUCGCGCUGGGACAGUACCACCGGAACGGAUGCAUUUCCAUCUGGAGGAAAAUCUGCCCAAUUUUCAAAGGGAUCGGUUAUGCCAUCUGCAUCAUCGCCUUUUACAUCGCCUCCUACUACAACACCAUCAUAGCCUGGGCCCUCUACUACCUCAUCUCCUCCUUCACGGGCCAGCUGCCCUGGACCAGCUGCAAGAACUCAUGGAACACUGGCAACUGCACCAACUACUUCUCCGAGGACAACGUCACCUGGACACUCCAUUCCACAUCUCCUGCUGAAGAGUUUUACACGCGCCAAGUCUUACAGAUCCACCGAUCCAAGGGACUCCAGGACCUGGGGGGCAUCAGCUGGCAGCUGACCCUCUGCAUCCUGCUGAUCUUCACUGUUAUCUACUUCAGUAUCUGGAAGGGUGUCAAAACAUCUGGCAAGGUGGUGUGGGUGACUGCCACCUUCCCGUACAUCAUCCUUUCUGUCCUGCUGGUGAGGGGGGCCACCCUCCCUGGAGCCUGGAGGGGUGUUCUCUUCUACUUGAAACCCAACUGGCAAAAACUGCUGGAGACAGGGGUGUGGGUGGAUGCUGCUGCUCAGAUCUUCUUCUCUCUCGGUCCGGGCUUCGGGGUCCUACCAGCCUUUGCUAGCUACAACAAGUUCAACAACAACUGUUACCAAGACGCCCUUGUGACCAGUGUGGUGAACUGCAUGACGAGCUUCUGUUCGGGGUUUGUCAUCUUCACGGUACUCGGGUACAUGGCUGAGAUGAGGAAUGAAGAUGUGUCUGAGGUGGCCAAAGACGCAGCCCAUGAGAGGCUGAAGAGAGACGCCCUUGUGACCAGUGUGGUGAACUGCAUGACGAGCUUCUGUUCGGGGUUUGUCAUCUUCACGGUACUCGGGUACAUGGCUGAGAUGAGGAAUGAAGAUGUGUCUGAGGUGGCCAAAGACGCAGGUCCCAGCCUCCUCUUCAUCACUUAUGCAGAAGCCAUAGCCAACAUGCCAGCAUCCACGUUCUUUGCCAUCAUCUUCUUCCUGAUGUUAAUCACACUGGGCUUGGACAGCACGUUUGCAGGCUUGGAGGGGGUGAUCACGGCUGUGCUAGAUGAGUUUCCACACAUCUGGGCGAAACGCCGGGAGUGGUUUGUGCUCUUUGUGGUCAUUACCUGCUUCUUUGGAUCCCUGUUCACCCUGACUUUUGGAGGAGCCUACGUGGUGAAGCUGCUGGAGGAGUACGCCACAGGGCCUGCGGUGCUCACCGUCGCACUUAUAGAGGUUGUCGCUGUGUCCUGGUUCUAUGGCAUUACCCAGUUCUGCAGUGAUGUGAAGGAGAUGCUCGGCUUUAGCCCUGGAUGGUUUUGGCGGAUCUGCUGGGGAGCCAUCAGUCCCCUGUUUCUCCUGUUCAUCAUCUGCAGUUUUUUGAUGAGCCCACCACAGCUACAACUUUUCCAAUAUAAUUAUCCCCACUGGAGUGUCAUUCUGGGUUUUUGCAUAGGAACUUCAUCUUUCAUCUGCAUCCCCACGUAUAUAACUUAUCGAUUGAUCAUCACUCCAGGGACACUUAAGGAGCGUAUUAUUAAAAGUAUCACUCCAGAAACGCCGACAGAAAUUCCCUAUGGGGACAUCCGUUUGAAUGCUGUGUAACAUGCCUGCCUGAGGGAAAAGGCUUCCCAAUAACCUUUUCCUCUAGUUCUGAUGGCUCACACCUCGCCUUCUCCCCUUUAAGUGAAAGAGAUUCCAGCUAAGCCUGAAGACGAUGAAAGGGACUUCUUCAAUAGAGACACAGACACAGUCUCAAAAAGACUAUGGUGCCCAGACUCUUGUGGCCUGCAGCUACUUCUUUCCAUGACGUCUCCUACUCAUACCGCCAUGUUAGACUGUGACGCAGCUGAGCUGGCCUGCUUUGGACAUGUGAGGGUGUGUGAAGAUGAUGAAAUCCACCCUAUCAUCAGUUAGGAUUAGGUUUAAAUCAAAUAGUGCAAGUAUUCUGUAUCAUCUCUUGGUAUGAUAGUUGGUAUCUGACAUGUUUGCUUCUAAAGGUUUCACUGUUCAUGAAUGCAUAAACCAUGUAGGAGAAAGCAGGGAUGCUGUCUUGCUAGCCAUAUAUUUUCUAAGUAGUAUAGAAUUCUAUAUCUGGAAUCUACUAGAAUCUUCUAACCUGUGUGCUGCUAUGGAAUCAGGGAAGGAAGAUGUAAGAAGCUUAACUGAAAACUAAUGUGUACAUGUGAGCAUGUGCGUCUGUGUAUGUUGUUUCAGUGUAUUCUUAUCUCUAUUCUAAUACUUUGGGCCCAUUACAAACUAUAUGAAUUUCCUCUAAUUUUUCUUACAUUAACAGAUCCUACCUACUCAA
This is a messenger RNA of Tupaia belangeri chinensis (Chinese tree shrew), 2431 nucleotides long. RefSeq names its product solute carrier family 6 member 4 (gene SLC6A4). Gene Ontology annotation, cellular component: plasma membrane; neuron projection; synapse. Lineage: Eukaryota; Metazoa; Chordata; Mammalia; Scandentia; Tupaiidae. The transcript has 16 exons. The annotation marks the transcript as partial. Gene Ontology annotation, molecular function: serotonin binding; serotonin:sodium:chloride symporter activity. Gene Ontology annotation, biological process: serotonin uptake; amino acid transport; sodium ion transmembrane transport. The record is from RefSeq and is a predicted model, not a curated record.